CCGCUCCCUCCCUCGGUAUUCUCUCCCUCUGUGCGACCCUCCGGAAGGCAGACCCCCUAGCCGCCUCUCUCCCUGCCCGCCUGCUUGCCUCCCUCCCGCCAGGCGCGGCUCCCAUGCGCCCCUCCGACCGGCGACAGAAGAAGGAGGAGGAGGAGGAGGCGAGGCGGACCCCGCGUCUCCUCCGCAGCUCCCGCAGGUGCGGAAACUCUGCUGGGAGGCACUGCUGCUGCUGCGUCCUGGAGGGAUGGCACUGAGAAGAGACUGGGCCACAAGGCCCCCAGCUGUUUCUAACCCCGGGCUUCUACUGCUUCUGCUGCUGCUCUUAGCUUCUGCUGCUCUCCCCGCAGAAGGCUUUGCCCAGAAGCAUGGCCCAGAUAUCAUUGAUGACGACAGCAAGGACAACAUCACCAUCUUCACCCGCAUCUUGGACCGGCUGCUGGACGGCUACGACAAUCGGCUGCGGCCCGGCCUGGGAGAUGCGGUGACUGAGGUCAAGACAAACAUUUACGUGACCAGCUUUGGACCCGUCUCAGACACAGAUAUGGAGUACACUAUUGACGUGUUUUUCCGACAGUCCUGGAGAGACGAGAGGCUCAAGUUCGACGGCCCCAUGAAGAUCCUCCCACUGAACAAUCUGCUGGCCAGUAAGAUCUGGACCCCAGACACCUUCUUCCACAAUGGCAAGAAGUCCGUCGCGCACAACAUGACCACACCCAACAAACUCCUGCGGCUGGUGGACAAUGGGACCCUCCUCUAUACCAUGAGGCUGACCAUUCACGCAGAAUGCCCCAUGCAUCUGGAGGACUUCCCCAUGGAUGUGCACGCUUGCCCACUGAAGUUUGGGAGCUAUGCCUACACCAAGACGGAGGUGAUCUACACCUGGACACUCGGGAAAGUGGAGGUGGCCGAAGGGGGCUCGCGCCUUAACCAGUAUGACCUGCUGGGGCACAAUGUGGGCAGGGACUCAAUUGAGUCCAGCACAGGGACCUACAUUGUGAUGACCACCUACUUCCACCUCAAGCGGAAGAUUGGCUACUUUGUCAUCCAGACCUACUUGCCCUGCAUCAUGACGGUCAUUCUCUCCCAAGUCUCCUUCUGGCUCAACCGGGAAAGUGUUCCAGCACGCACUGUGUUUGGAGUCACCACUGUCCUGACUAUGACUACGUUGAGCAUCAGUGCCAGAAACUCCCUGCCCAAAGUGGCCUACGCAACCGCCAUGGACUGGUUCAUGGCCGUCUGUUAUGCCUUUGUCUUUUCGGCUCUGAUUGAGUUUGCUGCUGUCAACUACUUCACCAAGCGCAGUUGGGCCUGGGAUGGGAAGAAGGUUCUGGAGGCUCAGGAGAUGAAGAAAAAGGAGCCGGUCACCCUGGCCAAGAAGACCAACAAUACCUACAACAUUGUGGGCACGACAUACGCUCUGAACAUCACCAAGGAGCCCGGCCUGUCCACCAUCUCCAAGAGCGCAGCCUCCACCACGCCGGGGACACCUGCCACGGUAGUGGUGCCCCCCAAGGUGCCCCGGAUGGAGGAGAGGCCCCCCGAGAACAAGAAGACCUACAACAGUGUCAGCAAGGUAGACAAAAUGUCCCGCAUCGUGUUCCCGGUCUUGUUUGCCAUUUUCAACAUGGUGUACUGGGCGACGUAUGUCAACCGAGAGUCAGCCAUCAAGGCCAUGAUCCCCAAGGAUUGAAGCCAGCCCUUUACCUGUCCAUGGGGCCCGGUGGGGGCUCCUUUGUUGCCUCACUGGUGGUUCGGUAUCCAUCAUUCUAUCUCUUAUUCUGAUUGGUUUUGUUCAGCUGCCUCCCUUCCUCUCCCUUGCAAACCAAACUGUGAUUUUUUUAAACAAGGAAAGAACCCAAGAACCAAGAA
Molecule: messenger RNA, 1869 nt
Organism: Anolis sagrei ordinatus
Lineage: Eukaryota; Metazoa; Chordata; Lepidosauria; Squamata; Anolidae
Gene: GABRA3
Product: gamma-aminobutyric acid type A receptor subunit alpha3
Biological process (GO): regulation of postsynaptic membrane potential; signal transduction; synaptic transmission, GABAergic
Cellular component (GO): plasma membrane; synapse; neuron projection
Molecular function (GO): benzodiazepine receptor activity; GABA-gated chloride ion channel activity; GABA-A receptor activity
Source: RefSeq, a predicted model, not a curated record